Messenger RNA from Ixodes scapularis (black-legged tick), 600 nucleotides. RefSeq lists its product as uncharacterized. Gene Ontology annotation, molecular function: amine binding. The transcript has 5 exons. NCBI's taxonomy places the organism in Eukaryota, Metazoa, Arthropoda, Arachnida, Ixodida, Ixodidae. Gene Ontology annotation, biological process: symbiont-mediated perturbation of host defenses. The coding region runs from base 1 to 600 and encodes 199 amino acids. The record is from RefSeq and is a predicted model, not a curated record.
AUGUAUUUACAGUCGCUCCUCGUUAUUUUCUGUCUUCUAAUUUUUAGUCACUCUCAAGGUACGGCUGAGGUAACUACACUACCAGAGGACGACCCGAAAAACUUUAAAGAGCAGAAUGCGAAAAAGCUGGUUGAAUUAGGCGGAACACACUGGGUCAAGAAACGAACGUACGAAGUGACGACGCCAAUGGGAAACCCAACAUGUGAAUAUGCUAAAAUCUACGGUGAGACGACGACGGGAGAUGGCUACACCUUGGAACUGGGAGCUAAAUUAGGAUCCAAGUGGACAUCAAAAAAUCAAACAUUGUUGUUCAAAACCACUGGCCAACAUCCGGCACCAAACGUACUCCUGUUUAGCAGACUACAGGCUGACGGACCACUGGGUCAUCCACUACUAUACUCUGAUUACAAAGUAUGCCACAUUGUAAGAAUAUUGAAAAAGGAUUCGCCAGAUUACCGUUGUGACUUGCUACUAACUAACGAGGCUGCAAAAGAAAGCCCACCCGCUGCUUGCGAAGCGAAGUUUCAAGAGUAUUGCAAAGGUCCUUGGUAUGAAUCCUACAAGAGUAAUUGUGACGAAACAGGACCAAAAACUUCCUGA